AUGCCUGAAACUUCCUUUGGAGACAAACAAGAGCUGCCCCUUUCCAACUUCCAGAAGCCGAAUUUGCUGCUCCAAAAAGAAAAAAACGAGGACACUCAACUGUGGAGGACGUUACUGAAGGAGAAGGAACAAGGGUUGAAACCCAUAACUCAAUUCUUUCACUGUAAAACCCAAGUUUUGAAGAACUUGCAGAACUCUUCUUCAACUCCAAUUGCGAUGGUAUCAAUAAUCUAUGUGAGUAAAAUGGUUGGGGACUCAAAGGAGAACGAUGAUUGUGUAAUUGCUGAUGAAAUGAUUUACAUACCUGAAGUCAGAAAUGAGGAAAGACCAAAAGUUGGGAUGAAGUUCGAUUCACUUGAUUUUGUUUAUGAUUUCUACAAUAGAUAUGCUUUAUCGGCUAAAGUCAGAAAUGAGAAAAUUGGUUUUACCAAAAAGGAUAUUUACAAUUUUGAAUAUUAUGAGAGUAGCCUGAUGAAGAACCAUGAUGUUGAACUAGUGACUGAGUAUUUUUUAGCUGAACAUAAAAACAAUAGAUCAUUUUAUUUCAAGAUUGAGGGAGAUUUCAAUGACAGGCUUACUCGAUGUUUUUGGGCAGAUGCAACUUCUAAACGAGCAUACGGAUUUUAUGGAGAUGUUGUCGUGCUCGAUACCACAUUCAACACGAACCGAUAUGGCUUGCCAUUUGCACCAAUGUUGGGGGUUAAUAACCAUGGUCAGACAAUUGUUUUAGCUUGUGCAUUUUUAAGUAAGGAAACGACUGAGUCAUUUAUUGGGAUGUUUGAGGAGUUUAAGAAAGCCAUGCCAGGUGGUGAGCCACAAAUGAUCAUUACAGAUCAAGAUGCAGCUAUGGCUAGAGUGAUUUUUGAAGUAUUCCCCACUACAUUUCAUCAACUUUUCAUAUGGCACAUCACAACCAAGUUCUCUGAUAAACUACCAUGGACUGCUUAUGAGGAAUAUUGA
Prunus armeniaca (apricot) is the source of this 960-nucleotide messenger RNA. Lineage: Eukaryota; Viridiplantae; Streptophyta; Magnoliopsida; Rosales; Rosaceae. The record is from the annotation of a GenBank genome assembly.